Messenger RNA from Dermacentor silvarum, 3545 nucleotides. RefSeq lists its product as uncharacterized. The transcript has 16 exons. Bases 36 to 1997 code for a protein of 653 amino acids. The record is from RefSeq and is a predicted model, not a curated record. NCBI's taxonomy places the organism in Eukaryota, Metazoa, Arthropoda, Arachnida, Ixodida, Ixodidae.
UUUUUUUGCUGAAAAUCGUGCUGUAUGGGACUAUAAUGGGACGGCCGGAGCAAAACCUGCCAACGCGCGCAAUCUCGAAGGCCAUGCUUCCAGUGGCGUUUGCGGCGGCCUGCGGGCUUCUGCUGGCCACAAUUUCUCCAUAUGUUUACAAGGCAUUUGUCGGGUACUACUCCACUGAUCCGGAGGCAAUGGCAACUGAGCUGUUUGAAGAGUUUUGGCAGUGGAGGCUGAAGGAUAGCCCCGAGUUCGCCACCAUGGUCGGCUUUCACGGUUACGACCACCUGUUGGAGUCAUACUCGAUCAAGUCGUUUCAAGACAGGAAAGAGAAAAUACAGUAUUUCCUCAAAAAGGCAGAGAAGCUGCCCAAGUUGGAGAACCAGUGGUCUGCAGCAAGCCUGAACAUACUGAUUGACGGACUGGAUGGCUACCUUCGUGGUCUUGACACACAUGGCCACCUUUAUCCAAUCAGCUUCAUUGAAGGAGUCCAUGUGGACAUCUUCCAGACCAUUGACUACAUGAUGUUCAAUACUGUGGAGGACUUCAAGAAAUUAUUGUCCAGAUAUGAGAAACUUCCUAAGCAGCUUGAAGAAAUCACAGAACUGAUGAAGGAAGGCAUCAAACUUAAGAAAACUGCACAUGCUGUGUCAAUGAAACAUGUCCUGGAAAGGCUAGCCUCAUUUGAAGGGCCAGCUGAGAAUUCUGAGUUCUUUCAACGUUUUGAAAAGUACCCCGAUACCAUUUCCGAACAAGACAGGAAAGUUCUCAGGCAAGAUGCAGUGAAAGUAAUAGAGACAUCAGUGCUGCCUGCUUUCAGUAAGCUUAGAAAGUUCAUUAAAGAGGAGUAUGUGCCUCACCUAAGGCCAGAGAUUGCAGCCACCUCCCUACCGGCUGGCGAAGUCUACUACAAGGAGUGUCUGCGCUACCAUCUUGAGCUUGACCUCACUCCUCAGGAGGUGCAUCAGUUGGGCCUGGAUGAAGUGAAGAGGAUAUCCGACAGCAUGAAGCAGAUUAUCAAGUCCUUGGGUUCUGAUGCAAGCCCAAAGGAAUUUUCUGCAAUGAUCCGCAAUGAUUCAUCUUUCCUGUGCAAAUCAAGUGAGGAGGUUGUAAGGAUGUAUGAACAGUUGCUUGAAGAAGAAAUCAACCCAAAGCUACUCACUAUUUUCCCUUCAGUACCAAAAUCCCCUCUCAGAGUUCAGCUCCAAGAUGCCUCCAAGUCUAGUGGGCCAUGUGCCAUGUACAUCCAGGGCACAACCGAUUUCUCUCGCCCUGGAAUAUUCUAUGUCAAUGCCGCUGACCUGACCAGAUCGCCGAAGUACCUCAUGGCUGCAUUGGCAUUGCAUGAAGGUAAUCCUGGUCACCAUUUGCAGGGCUCUUACGCCAUGGAGCUGCCCAGCAUGCCAGCUUUUCGAAGCCAGAUUGAAGACCGGCGCUACAAUGAUGGGCCUGUGCACUUCCCUCUCCACACUGCCUAUGUUGAGGUGAGUUCCAGAAUCGUAGCAGUAUUUCAGAUACCCAAUUUAGAUUUACAAACGUCUGUGAUUUGCCGUUCCAAAAGUGCAUUUGGUGUGUUAAAUGCUUGUGUUGCAGCUUAUAAAGUGCAAUUGAGUACUAGUAGUUGUCUUCACCACAAUUGUGGCAUCGACAAGAGCACACUGAACCAGAGAUCCAUCAAGGGUCUCGGAAGGGCUGCUGUGGAGAGCUGGCGAAAGAUGUGUUGUAGAUGUUGGAGCAGUAGAUCUAGACGGGCACUUGGAUGCGAGAUGUCCCUUUUGACGGCACUGAAAACACACAGCUUCGGCCAAGUUCUGGCCAGGACGGCAUGUGCUUACAAAGUUGGUGAGCUGAAGAUCAAACAGUUGCGCCAGAAAGCGCAGGAUUCACUAGGUGCAAAAUUUGAUGUCCGAGCAUUCCACAAGGUCAUCCUUGACAAUCCUGGACCACUGACCUUUCUAGAAAAGCAAGUCAACAAGCACAUUUUGGAAACAAAGGGUCAUUAAGACAGGAGCUGCAACAGGCUGGCGCGAUAUGUUCAAGACUUCACACAAUCACAUAUUUUGUUUCGUUUUGCUCUUGAGCCAUGUGAUGCACAGUACUCCAUCCAUGACAUACCUCAUUCUUGUCUUAAAUGAUUUUGAAAACUGGUAAUUUGUACUAGGAAACAAUAGCAGAAAUGUGGGUGGGGUGGGUUGGCAUGCUUUCCUAUGUUGAUUUUCACCAGGGUUGAAAAUGUAUAUAUCUAAACUUAGAAUAUGGUGCAGCCUGCAUGAUAUGCUGGGAUUUAAUGGGUUAGAGACAAUUUGGAUAGUGACAGACAGAUAUUGUAGGGGGCUGAAAGCUUUCGCCUUGACAUGCUAUCAUUACUUUUUCACAAUGGACAAUAUUGAGUGUCAUGUAUUUUGUAAUUAGACCGCCAUGAAUUUGGGAAAUUGGAUCAUUCGAGCGCAAUUUUUAGUCCUGGCCUUAUUCUAUGGUACAGAAAACUUGUUAGUUCGGAGUUUCGGACGUGUUGGUUUGCAAGCCAGUCAGUUAAGGUGGCAGUCCCACUCCGGAGGCAGCCAGCAGGAAGCAUCGCAGAUGAAGUGGCGGUGAUGGUGAACAGACCAAGCCUAAAGCAGCAGAGUAUGUAUUAACGGGAUCAUUACUCGGAAAAGAACCACGGACACUACACCCAGCCCCUCCAUUUGCAUUUUGCCUCGCCUGCUUGCAGGGCUUGCUUACAGCGGCGGUCUUAGCAAACAGUUCUUUCAUUGUCGUAAGGUGAAACACAUACAAUCUGACAGUCAUGGCAGAAACUGCCGACAGAAAGAAUUAUGGGUGCUUCGAGUAAUAGCUGCAUGCUACCAUUCAAGGGGAUGAUUGCAUUGCUAUUAACGGCACCCUUUUGGCUGCAUGUUAUCUGUUCUUGUGGCCAGCACACUCAUGAUGAAGUAAUCGGGAGAUGUGGUGAGGGGUUGUGUGAAGCAAGCUUCAAAUGAAUUCACAUAUGGCACACCAUCAUUACCCCUGUCACACGGUGUUUGGUGGCAUUCCAUGUGAAUUCUCUGAAAAGGUCCCUCUACAUCAUUUGCACAAGUUGACAAAAAUGGUUUUUUCGCAGAUUUCAAGUAAAACAUAAACAAGCAUAACAGGAUGCCUUGCUUUUCUUAAUAUUUUAUUUUCUUGUUAUUAUGAUUUUUUAUAAUUUGGCAUUCUGACACUUUUUUUUUUUCACUGUUGUGAAAUUCUAAUUAAAGCGAUUUUAUUGUACUUGAUGUAAAGCCAUACAUGUGUGUCUGUUUUUUUUUUUUUUUUAGUACAUGUACUUUCUUGAUUUCUUCUUGAUGUAUAAAUGCAACUAUGCUUCAGUUAGCAAAUUUCUAGGCAGCGGAUGUUUUAUAGCUGCAAUGUUAUGCUUUGAUUUUUGUCUUUAUUGCCUGUAAGACUGAGUUUAGUUAGCCCAUGUUCGACUGCUGUUGCAGUUAGCAGCAUAGGCUGUGGUGUCAGGUUGAGCGUCUCUGGGAAUGCCUUUAAUUUGUUUUGUACUGCAAAUUUCUUCAGUAAUAAAG